This is a messenger RNA of Ceraceosorus guamensis, 6725 nucleotides long. RefSeq lists its product as hypothetical. Gene Ontology annotation, molecular function: guanyl-nucleotide exchange factor activity. Lineage: Eukaryota; Fungi; Basidiomycota; Exobasidiomycetes; Ceraceosorales; Ceraceosoraceae. The coding region runs from base 104 to 6655 and encodes 2183 amino acids. The transcript has 4 exons. The record is from RefSeq and is a predicted model, not a curated record. Gene Ontology annotation, biological process: intracellular signal transduction.
CUGUUGGCCCCGUCAAAAGAGCACACACAGCCUUUGUUUCCGCGCGGCCUUGCGGGCCGGUCGAGUACCGCGUGCCGCGUAGUGCGGCAAAAUUGUAGACAAGAUGAGCAAGCCGCCCCCAUUCGCUGCAAGUCGCGAGCAUGCCGGCAAAUUUGGCGAGGAAGCUCAGAUAGAUCAGGAUGAUGUUCCGAAAGGCGCGGACGACCUCAGCGCGGGCAAUCUCACAAAGGCGAGUGGCAGCUCUCUGACCCUUGCCCAUCCAUACAGCACUCGACGUCCCUCUGCAGCAUCCAUUUAUAGCAAUAGCAGCGGGCGCCGGUCUUCCCACGGACGCCAAAGAUCUCCCUAUCGCAAUCCCGCCUCGCCACCAACGACGCCACUGGGCACAAAAAGUUCCAGGUCGAAGAUUCUGGCUAGCAGCGCGGUGGCGUCCGUCGAGGGGUCACGCUGGCCGUCAGGGGACUUGCCUUCGCCUAAUUCGUCCAUACAAAGCCAUCGCGACUCCCCGUCCUCUGCCACAGGCGAUCAUCAACCGCAGAUUCCAAACGAAUCGACGACUCGAGCAUCUGGACCUCGCCCAAGCAGCAAAGCCAGCACACGCGGCAGAAGGGUCGCAUCUGCUGGUGACGCCGACCCGAUCAGUAGAGCUUUGCCUGAAGAGGAGGUGCCUCCUGUGCCAUCAUUGCGACCUCAACGAGUACAGGGUCCUGCGUCGAGUAGUCGCUCUUCGCCCCUGUCCGUAGGAGCGACAUCGAUUCCCGCUAGCCCGGGCUCGCGCUGGAUCCCGACCGCCUCUGCCAGCAUGUUUGACCUUGCGCAUAGCGACAAGGGCCGUCUGCGAAGUGGCCAGGCAGAUGCGGCAGCGACGCUUGCAAGCUCUGCAUCUGCAGAUGUGUUGCACGGGCACACAGGCCACGUAGUCGAGACUUCCCCUGGAAAUGAGGGCACAGGGGCGGGCUCCUCAGCAAUCAAGAGCACACUACGCUCCCGCCUGUUCGGGUUGCGCAAGGCCAAAGUCACCAACGGUGUUCCGCAGGCUGAUACGCGCACCCAUUUGGACGACUCGGGGUCGCCGUCGUCUAGUAUGAGCGCAUCGUCCUCCAGUCAAAGCACCUCCAGAUUGGCUGCAGCAGAAGCUCUGCAAAUCGCAGUAGCAACUACACCUGAAGCAGAGCAGAAAUCCGAGGCGCGCACGGCGCCGACGUAUCCACCGCCUCCAGUUCCCGCAAUGGCCAACUCGCAAUCUCAGCCGGAUCAGCUUGCAAACGCAAAUCAUAUCUCUGAAGGCGUACAGGGCCCAGCCACAAAUGGACUACGUAGCUCCACCCCGCAAUCAGGGAGUGCUUUGACUCACCCCUUUGGCGCUGCGGCAUCGCUGGCUCGCAGCGAGAGCUCGAGCUCGCGCUCGCGAGAGAGCAUCGGGGCCGAGAUCGAAGGGGGUGCCGGCGCCGACGAGGCUUAUUCUCACAUUUCAAGGCGAAGCCUGGGAAGGCUGCAAGAGCACACGCCGUACGAGUAUGAUGCUGGUCCUUCGGAAGCAAUGCUGUCAGCAUCUCACCCUUCUGAAGGAUCCUCGCCUGCUACUCCGUUCUUCCCGGCAGACAGCUCUUUUCUCCGACUCCAGGAUCGAUCGCGAACAGGGAGGGGAGAGGAGAGCAUGACAAGUAACGGAACACAUGCUGUGAGCAGCGCCGCGUUAGCACCAGCUGCUGUGAUUCGCAACGAAGCUCUGGAUAGGACUCCGCGCGCUAGGGAGAGGUCGGGGUCCAUGGGCGACCGAGGCUCUCCAAGACCUCAACUUGGCGGACGACGACCAGGCACUGCGGAGGGCUCGCCCCGAAACGAUGCGAGAUUGCGUCCCCAGUCGAUGGGAGCCUCGCCGAUGCAAUCACCAAUCUCGGAGGAUUCAUUAAGCGAGACUAGAUUAAGCCGAUCAAAUUCGAAACGGCAUAGUCGCAGAGAAAGCGCUGGUAGCUAUCGCAGCUUGGCAGCAAGCAUAGCUGCGCCGCUGCCGAGGACCAGCAGCCUUCGAAACACGCAAGACGUGCUUUCGGACACGCCGGGAAGGCCAUCUUUGCCACGCCGCUCGAGCUCUACCACGCCGACCACACCUCGCUCGCCAUUGUCUGCAACGCGAACCCUCGAUUCACCUCGUACAAAGCUGCUACCGAUGCAGGGCAGCUCUUCCACCUUGAGCCUUCACGAAGCCGAGCCUUCUUCGCCGAUAUCGCCAGCCUCGACGAGCCCAUCUACUCGUCCGAGCAAAAUGCCAGGCGCCGUUGCAGCUCUUGCUGCACGGUUCGAGAAUGCAGCUGCCUUGCGGCCCGCACUCAACGGCAGGGCUCAGCACAGCUCCGCGCCUCCCGCCCAGGGUCAAACCCAUGACCCUCUCCCUUCUACGGGGCAAGCGGAGCCGUCGCUCGGUGCUUCGGUGUCUUCGAUUCGCGCUCGUCUCGGUGCAUUUCCCGCACUCGGACCCCGCUUCGGAUCGGGUCACCACGUCAACGCUCCAAGUCCUGUGCCCGAAGAGGACUCGACCAGUGCUUCGCAUGCCCCGGGCUCGUCACAGACCUCUCAAGACACUCCUCAUUUGCACUCCGUCCUUGGCCAUCCCCUGCCUUUGAAUAGAGCGGAGACUCUUGAGGAUCAAUCGUCUCGAACUUCCCAUUCCGGCAGCACGGCGCCAGCUUCACGUCUGGCUUCGCCAGGCAUGGGCCCGAGUGAAAAUCGCAGACCGGCGCUUCCUCAGAAGAAUGCUCUGCGUGCGAGAGCAGUCGCAGGAUCGAAUCAGUUUGGUGCGAAUGCAGAGUCAGGGUCAGCGAUCUCAGCGGCUGAUGAACCGGAAAGUAAUGGCUGCUCUGCCGAGGAUGCUCCCCUCAGCCCUGUACGCAACAGUCUGGAGACGUUCGCUCCCACUUUGGAUGCCCUUGGCUUCUCGCCCAGAGGUGAAGAUGUUGCGUUUGACCACGCAUCUGCCAGCGCAGUCUCUGUCGGGUCUCCUGCUUCCUCGCAGACAGGCUUCCCUCCGUGGCACCAGGGCGUGCAGCUGCAGCCAGCUCCCACACCAAAGAAAGGUGCUCAUCGACUGUCGAAACAAUCGCCACAACUCUCUGUCGGAUCGUCCGUGGAGUCGCCUGUCGCGCCUCCAGUGCCUGCAAAGGCGGCGAUCGAUGAACCAGUCGAACUUCUCGAUGGGCUUGAUACGAGCUCGCAACCCAACAUCUUGGAGAAGCAUUCACAAACCAGCCUUACGCCAGGCUCUCAGGAUGGUUCGUCAACGUCUUGGCGCACACUCCGCAAGGUCUCACCUUCCGAAGUCCUUGGAAGCAAGCGAAAACCCGGUCCGAGUCGGCCUUCGUCAGCUCACGGCGACAGCGACUUGACGGUCGAGGUAGGUACUGUUAGCGCCAAGAAGAAGAGUAGCAAAAGAUGGCCCUUCAGCAGCAAGGAUUCGCCCGACGGUGCUGUGACGCCUGAUACAAUUAGUCCUGGUAGCUUCUUCGGACGGAGUCUGCGCACCCGGCGCCCCACGGAGCCUUCCCGUCCCCAAAUUCGGCGUGUUUUCGACUCCCCGCAAGAGGAGGAUGGUGAGAGCGGAGUCAUCCAAGCUAAGAGUUCCAUGCCUCUGCUUCGCCGGCGGACUUCUGAAGGCAGCGAAGUCUCUCUUGGACAAUAUCCCAGCAGCGCUACCACUGACGCUCAGAUCACGCAGACGAUGGAGCAAACAUCGUCCGCUCCCUUGUCACCGCGCGAUGAGCUCUCGCCAGAGCUGCGUCGCCUUCUCCGACGCCGGAACGUCAUCUCGGAGCUUGUGGAAACCGAGAAGAGCUACGCGUCUGACCUUGCAGUGGUGCGCGACAUCUAUCUGGCACGAGCGCGGGCUCGGUGCGGUGUGCCUUCACCUUCUGGAGUCACACCAGUCCAAUCACCUGGUAGCAUGUUUUCGACCCCUGUGUCCGCAUCCUCUUCCUCUGUGUUCCUUCCGCAGAAGUCUGCAUCGAAUGUCGCGUCGCCGGCAGUGGGAACACAGAGAAUGGUCUCGACCUCAGCUGGAGAUGCGGCACGCGCAUCGAACUACUCUCACCACUCUGUCAGCACCACUGGCGGAGCUACGACGAAUUCGCGCUCGUCCGUCCACUCUAGCAAUCCAAGUCACAGGUCUUCAGUGUACACGGUCUCCUCGCAAACCUCGAACACUUCCGAUACGCACCCCCCACCACCGCCUCUGCCGGCUACCCCACCCAUGCUCUUGGGGACGUCGGCACCGCCAUCAGUCUCGAGUGUCGCCACCUCUGGCACCAGCAACGCGCUGACCAAGACGGGGUCAUCUGUGACGCUAAUGGGCAGUCCUUCCGACACGCCUCCGAUCCCUGGACGCCCAGCUGUCUCGGUGUUGACGGGCGGUCCUCUGAGUGCCGCAAGCGGCAGCAGCUUCCUGAGCACGUCUACAGUAGGAGCCGCUGACGCGCCUCUGAGCCCGAUCGACAUUCGCAUCAUCUUCGCUCAUCUGGAACAGUGCGCAGCGUUCGCGGACGAGAUGGUGGCCCAGCUUCAGGGCGCCAAGGGUACCAUGGCUGCCAGUGCUUCUGCCCCACUGACCGAGUCGGAAGAUGUUCAAGACGAUCAGAUUGGACAAUUCUUCCUGAAAAUGAUGCCUCGCAUCGAGUCCAUCUACUCGGCAUACUGCUCUCGGCACGAGGCGUCCAUCAGCAGGCUACAAGAGCUUACGCUCAGCUCCAGCAAGGCUUCAGUCUUCUUGAAAGAGUGUACAGAGGCGGCAAGGGUCCAUACGAACGCUUGGGACCUUGCUUCACUCUUGAUCAAGCCGGUUCAGCGAGUGCUCAAGUAUCCCCUACUCAUCCAACAGAUCCUCACAAGCACGCCAGCUAGCCAUCCUGACGAGCCGAACUUGAGAGCCGCUCUGAUGGAGAUACAGCAGGUCGCGGACAAUAUCAACGAGGUGAAGAAGCGCAAAGACCUCGUCGAGAACAUUCUCACCGGCAAAAGCGCUCCGAAUAUGCAGAGGACCGCAAGCUCGACUAAACGGCCAAAGCGAAAAAGCGACAAAGCCAAGCAUGUAUUGGUUGGCCCCUCGAUCGAGCCAAUCACAGAUGACUAUGUGCGGCUGUCCGCUCAGUUGCACACUCUUAGACGCAACGUGCAUCGCUUCACGCGGCAUUGCCUGGAUUGGUCGCGCGCACAGAAGAAUGCCUACGAGUCGGAGAUCGCCUUGACGUUCCAAAUCGGUUCGGUCUAUCGACUGGGUCUAGAUGCAGCCGCAAUCCAGGAGGAAGCCGGGGCUGAAACUCCCGACACUAGGCAGAGCGCGGCCUGCGAGAUGCUUAGAGGACUGGUGAAUGGGCCAUGGCGUCAAAUGGACAACGACAUUCGCUCCACCAUUCUGCCAAUGACGCAGCGCAUUGAGCAAAUGUUCGACAAUCCGAUUGCAGUUCUUGCGAAACGGGAUGAACGAGAGUCGGAUUACCAGCGAUAUCGCGCAGCCUUGGCAAAAUCGGACAAGAUUCCAGACAAGAAGCUUGUCGACAGCGCCAAUGCAUUUGUGGCUCUGCACGCACAGCUGCUCGAUGAGCUGCCUCAAUUCAUUUACGGAGUGCAAACGCUUUUGGAUAUUGGCGUGCAAGCUUUUGCUCGGCUUCAAGCGACGCAUCAUCUACAAGCAAAAAGAGCGCGUUUGGCUUAUUGGUCAGAGCAUGCCUACGCCUCGAACGAGCUGGCGAUUCAUCCUGGAACACAAGAUUUAACGCUUAGACACGUGCAGACUGUUCGAGUGUUUUGGCACGCUCACGAGGAGGCAGCUUCCCUCGCCGAGACUCUGGUCAUCGCCAACCGAGACCAAGCAUCCCUUCAAGAGCCUGCGCAGCCGCAAGACCGCGUCAUAGCUGCAGCAGACGAUGGCAGGCAAAUCACCAGCUACGACCCUCAGCUCGCAACUUCAUCGCGCCCGUCAGGACCGGCUCUACUCGCACCUCCGGGCACAAGCGGCAGGCGGCCUAGUGGUGUUGCAGGUCUGAUGCGAAGCCUCAGUGGCAAUUUCAGUCGCGAACACUCGCCAACGGGCGAGAAAGUGCCACCACUUCCGUCUGGUGCGAGUGCGUUAGCGGCCGCCUCUCGCACUGCCGAUCAUGCUCGCGUGGCCGAUCAACCCCCGGCUCUGUCGUUGACCUUCAAGAGCGGAAGCUCUUCUCGAGAUUCUUGGUUCGUUCUCUCUGGGGAUGCCAAUUCUCUGCCUUUUCUCAGUCCUCCAGCAGAAGGAGGCCCUCAGUUGGAGCCGUACGAUCUUUCGCCAGCGCAGACGACGAAGCCGCUGCCCGACGAACCCAAGGCGGAAGACAUGCCACCCUCCGUUGAGGAAAGUCGAGCUCGGCCCAUGCCCCAGAAUCGUCACAAGAUGCGGGUGAUCGCGUUACUCACAGCUCAAGCCGAAAGUCCUUUGAGGGAUCCUGCGGGCAGGUUAGGCUGGCCAUGGCUCGCUUUUGCCCCUGGGGACAAUAUCGCGGUCUUGUCUUUUGAUAAGAGCGACGAAGCAGUAUUGGCUUUCGGACGCGGUGCCGAUGGAACGCUCGGCUGGGCCGAGCGCGAUCUUUUCGUCGAAAUACGCGACUCUUCCUCCACAACCCAUGACGUCGAAGGAUGAGACCGGUCGGAGGUGCCUUCAGACUAACCCAAAAGACUCACUUUUCACGAGGAUAUUGCUCACUGCUUCA